AUGAAUCUCUCAAAUUCCAUAAAUCACGAUUUAUAAUUGACUUCAAAAGAUCCUAAUUUAAGAUAACUUUUAAUAAAAACUAAACAAAAAUUACAAAGUGAAAUCAGACAAGCGUGCCCUUAAUAAUUUGAAAAUGAAAUAAAUUAUUAUGAGAAAUAUUGCUUAGAUGAACAAGUAGUUAUAAAUAGAAUAGAAUUAAAUCCUCCUAAAUAAAAAUAAAUUUUAAUGAGGGGAUUUUAUAAUAAAUUUUUGCCAUCAAUUCAAGCUGUUGACAAUAAAGACAAACCAAAAUAUAUUAAAUACCAUCAAUUAAAGAUAUAAAAAUAAUGCUCAGUAAAUAAUUUUUAUAUCAUAGAAAAUACAAAGAAUAAACAAACAUGAAACUGAAGAAGCAAUACCCUUAGAAAUGAUAAUUAAUUUAAUAUUAAUAAUUGUUAAUAAUAAGUUAUACAUUUAAUUUCCUUCUCAAAGUAGAUUAUUACUUAAACAUCAUCAUGUCCAUAGGUAAUAGGUAAUGCAAAAAUAAAUAAAUACAGUUAGACCCUUUUGGUCCAUAAAGGAUUAAAAAAUACCCAACAUUUUAUAAAAAUAAGUAAUUUCUUUUUUAAAUAAGUUAGUUAAAAUUUAAGACUUCAAACCAUUAUUAAUGCUCUAGCAAUUAUAUAAAAAAGGAAGAAUGCAAAAUGGACACUUCUUGUGUAAGCAAAUAGAUUACUUUAUUUUUCUAUAAUCCUUUUUCCAGGACAUCAAUGA
Messenger RNA from Paramecium octaurelia, 753 nucleotides. The record is from the annotation of a GenBank genome assembly. NCBI's taxonomy places the organism in Eukaryota, Ciliophora, Oligohymenophorea, Peniculida, Parameciidae.